GGACUGGCGCGGGGGGACGGAUGUGCGCCCUCGGAGGGCAUCCCGCUCCCCACCCCGACCUGUGCCAUGGCGGAAAGCGAGGAGGCUCUGCGGGCCGCUUUGGCGCACUUGGGCGAGCACGGACUGCGCGGGAGGCUGUUCCGGCGGGACGAGAACAGGAACGUAGCCCUGGUCGGGCUGACCGGAGAGACUACUCGUUCUCUGGUCCCUAAGGAGAUACCCGGACGAGGGGGUGUCUGGAGAGUGAUCUUUAAGCCGCCAGACCUGGAUAAUGAGUUUUUAAGCAGAUUAAACGGAUUCUUAGAGGGAGAGGGCACAAUUGAGUUGACCAGAGCUCUUGGAUAUGGAAACGACCCUUUUGACCUAGGCCAGAACAUGAUCCCAGAAAUACAGACCCCUAUGUUGACACAAGCAUUAGAGGGAGCCCUUCAGCCGUACAAAAAGCUGAGAGUGUUCUCAGGCAGUGAGCCUCCAGAACCAGGAGAAGAAGAAUUCGAAUUCCGGCAGUUUCUUCAUACUCCUCAGAUGACGAAGACAUGGCCGGUGUCAGAUGCAGAGAAAAGAAGGCCAUGGCUAGAGAGCCUCAGAGGCCCAGCAUUUGAUGUUAUUCGUUUCCUCAAGAUAAACAGUCCUUUCGUUACAGUUGCUUGAUGCCUGCAGGCUCUUGAGCAAGUGUUUGGGGUUAUUGAGAAUCCUAGGGAAUUGCAGAUCAAGUAUCUGACCACUCAUCAGAGAGAUGAAGAUAAAUUGUCUGCUUACCUGCUAAGGUUGGAGCCUUUAUUACAGAAACUGGUAGAGAGAGGAGCAAUUGAGAAAGAUGUGAAUCAGGCUCACCUAGACCAAUUCCUGGCUGCAGCCAUCCACGGAACCCUUCGCAGGAAGCUUGCUCUGCCACAGGCCGGCCCAGCCCCUGGCUUACUGAUAAAGGAUGAAGAAGCAGCUGAGGAGGAGGAGGCCCUUUUUCAGGCAGUAUUAGAAGGGCAUUUCUCCUGAAUCUUAGGCAACCAGGAAGGGGUAGCUGGCAGCAAGCAGAGCAUGAAGGCUCCACGCCAAACAUGAGGCUUGAACUCAUGACCCUGAGAACAAGAGUCACAUGCUCU
Messenger RNA from Canis lupus familiaris (dog), 1100 nucleotides. RefSeq names its product modulator of apoptosis 1 (gene MOAP1). Gene Ontology annotation, biological process: regulation of apoptotic process. NCBI's taxonomy places the organism in Eukaryota, Metazoa, Chordata, Mammalia, Carnivora, Canidae. The record is from RefSeq and is a predicted model, not a curated record.